Molecule: messenger RNA, 1752 nt
Organism: Naegleria gruberi
Lineage: Eukaryota; Heterolobosea; Eutetramitea; Acrasida; Naegleriidae
Exons: 1
Coding region: 1-1752 (583 amino acids)
Source: RefSeq, a predicted model, not a curated record
AUGUCAUCAUCUACUGCUAUUAUUGAUGGUCAACAACAACAACAACAACAAUUAAAAUCAGAUCCAAAUAUUGAAAGUUUAUUAAUUAAACAACCAGUCAUUACCACUCCACAAACACCAGACAUUGUACAAUUUAAGAAACAACAAGAACAACAACAAGAAUUAAAACCACUCACAAAUAAUAAUAAUAAUAAUUUAAAGAAGAAUGAUAAACAACAACAACAACAACGAGAACAACAACAACAACAAAUUGAAAAGAAACAAAAUAAUGAACAUUUGAAUGAAAAGAAGAAUAAGAAAAAGAAGAAAAAGGUUCCAAAGGAAUAUAAUCCAUUUGAUUAUCCUGAUGAUGAUUUUACACAUAAUCCACUUCAUCAUGCAAAGGAGAAUGAUAAAUCUUCAACAACACAAUCUACUAUUACUACCACUACUCCAUCAAAUACUAAAUCUACAACAACACAACCAACUACUACUGCCACAAAUAACAAACAAAGUAAACAAACAACUACAACAACAACAACAACUGAAGGUGGUAAUGAUAGUAAGUUAGCAACAACAACUACAACAACAACUGCAGAUAAGAAUAAGAAGGAAGAAAUAUUGAAACAACAACCAAUUGAUUUUGAUGAAUUGGAUGAAUUAGAUGAUAAGAAGAGUAAUGUACAAGAUACUAAUAGUAUAGUUGGUGCACCAGAUAAAAAAGAAGAGAAAACACAAGUACAACAACACAAAGAUAUUACUGAUGAUGAUACCUAUCAUGAUGAUAAUUUAAAUCACGAUGAAGAAUUGUUCAAUGAAAAGAAAAAGAAAGUUGAAAAAUUAUUAAACAAGGAAAUUAAACAAGAUAAUGAUAAGAAUACUCCGACUACUCCUGCUACUCCUAAAACUGCAGAAGUCAAUAAUAAGCUAGAGAAAGAUUCAACUCUUCAAAAUACUAAAACUAAUUCAGCAUCCGAAAAGAAUUCAAAGAAAUCUGAAAAGAAUGAAGAUAAUGUUAUUGUAAAGAAAUCUGAAAAGAUUGAAGAAAAGAAAAUUGAUCCAAUGAUUGAUGAUGAUGACGAUGUUAUUAUUGUAAAGAAUUAUCAACAAAUUGAAGAUGAGAAACCAUCCAAUACUGGAGAAACUAAACCUCUCAUUACUGAAAAGAAAGAUAAUCAAGAACCUGUGAAAAAGAAGGAAAACGAAAUUGCUGAAAAGAAGGACAAGACAAAAGAAGACAAGAAUGAAAAGAAAAAUAUUGAAACCAAUGAAAAGAAACCAGAUAUUACCGAUAACAAGUCUUUAAAUAAGAAGGAUGAAAAGAAGGAUUCAAUUAUUGUUGAAAACAAAUCAAAUGAUAAGAAGAAACCAGAAGAAAAACCAGCAACCGAAGUCAAGAAGAUUGAAAAGAAACCAGAAGAAAAGGAAGAUAAAUCAAUUAAUAAUCAAAAGACCACCACAACUGCCAAUGCAGAUAAAAAGCAAGAGGCCUUGGUUGACAACAAAUCCUCUAAUACCAAGUCAAAUGAAAAGAAAGAUACUGCUACAGCUCCAAAGGAUUUAACUGAUAAGAAAGUUAAGGAAGCACCAAAACAAUCAAAGAAGAAUUCCAAGAAGGAUUUGAGAUCACCUAGAAAACCAAUUGAUACCAAGAAACAAAAAGCAAUUGAUGACCAAACUAAAGUAAUAACAAAGAAAUUAGAAGAUGGUGUAAAGAAAUUGAAAGAAUCAAGAGUUUUGGAUGAAUUUCUCGAGGAUGAAGAACCUUUAUAA